Hyalella azteca is the source of this 2862-nucleotide messenger RNA. RefSeq lists its product as uncharacterized. Gene Ontology annotation, cellular component: mitochondrial matrix. The record is from RefSeq and is a predicted model, not a curated record. Bases 229 to 2544 code for a protein of 771 amino acids. Gene Ontology annotation, molecular function: protein binding. The transcript has 19 exons. Gene Ontology annotation, biological process: cytosolic ribosome assembly. Lineage: Eukaryota; Metazoa; Arthropoda; Malacostraca; Amphipoda; Hyalellidae.
UGGUGAAACCAAUAUUGAAUCCAAAAUGUCCUCUUGAUCCAGUCUUCCUUAGAUUCACCAGAGAAUGAAGUAGCAAGAUGAUGUUCACAUAGACUGGGACAUUUUCUUGGAGAAGAAAAAGUUUUUAUGCUAAUGCCCCUGAAGGAUUCUGAGAGGCAAAAAAUAUUAUGAGUACACUUCAAUAAUGCAAUCAUUUGGCCAGUGUAUGGAGACAUAAAACAGAAAACAAUGGCCUCACUAUUAAGUUGUGAUGAAAUUACAAAGAGCCUCUUGACAACAGACAAGCAUGGCUACAAUGCUCUACACCAUGCAGUUAUUGCAAAUAAUCUUGCAGUUGUGAGGCAACUUCUACCAUAUUCAGAUAAAAGGUGCAUCAACAUGGAGAGCCAUGAUCGAUCUACUGCACUCCUGCUACUAUGUAGGAGUUUCACCUCUUCAGAGUUUCGGGCAGGGAGAAGUGGACCCUGUAUUAAGGAAGAAAUUUUAGUGAGCCUUCUUGAUUAUGGUGCAGAUCCUAACCUGCCUCAACCAGAUCCUGUUUCCCUACCUUUAUUUUGUGCUUUGGAGAGGCAUUGGUGGCGGGGCGCUGAGCUGCUGCUGGAUGCGGGAGCAAACGCCAAGGCUACGGAUUUGGAGCACAAGCUGCGACCAGCCACAUUCUAUGCUAGGGGCAAUAUUGAAAUACUCAUAAAACUUCUGAGAAAGGGCUGCCCUUUGUUAGAUGGAGAUAUCUUGGACCUGAUUAAAUCCUAUACCAAAACCCAAUGGAAGAAACUGGUGUUGGCAGCCCAUGACUUUGGACCACAGUUUGUCACGGAACGUCUGCUGUGGGAGACAUCUGUGACACUACAGGACCAUAGCAGCGCAAUUUACCUGCUGGAUAACUUCAUCAUAUUGGAUUUUGACCUACACGAAUUCUUCUCGACCCACAUCUUUUGGUCGCAGUAUACAUACCCUAACUGGGAGCGUACGAUGAGAUACAUUACUGCCCUGAUAAACUACGUAUUUAGGAACGUAGAGAACAAGAGUGACCAGUUGCUUCGCCUUAUACUGCAUUGCUUCAAAUCCUGUCCGUGGCUAUUUCGUGACAAUCCGUGCAGUUUGGACGGAUCCCCAAUGAUGAAAAGUUUACUAAAGAUACAGUUUAAAUCGAUGAAACAUAUCCUCGCAAUAGCGGAGCAUAAAGGUGUCCCUAUUGAAACGUGGAGUUUGGACGACCAUGACCUCAGAAGGUUUGCGUUUUCUUUGGAUCUUGCGUCCUCGGAGAGCGGCCUCAACGCGCUCAAUAGCUUGCUAUACAAGACUGACUUGUGUAGCGUUCCGUACCUUGUGAAGAUACUUCCAAUUUUCAAACAGAAAGGUUUUGAGUUCACAGCUUUAUCUGUGGCAGCAUUUGUGACAAACACUAACAUUUGCGAGCGUCUCGAGGAAAACUUACCCCAUGCCUCUUGGAUGAAAACUAUCGUGCACGGAUCGGAGUCUGGAUAUCGAAUUUUGCUUGCAGAACUAACUAAAAACUGCUGCCGGAACGGCCCGUGUUGGUUCAGGUCGCCUAUGCUAACGAGCCUAUGUAGAGACUUGAUGCGCCAAGGAUCUCUUAUUCCAGUGCUCCUGCUGUUGCACUUGGGCGUGCACGACUUCAUGCAGUACGAGAAUGUGGAAGUGUCUUACAUCUCUUAUUGCCAACCCCCACCUUUCCUCUUGUCAAUUUUCCAUCGAUACUCCCCUCGUCGUCGGAUGCUGUUGACGGACUUUGCAGUUUUGUCACCGUCAGCGCCGCUGCGGUCGCUGAAGGAGUUAUGUCGCCUCUCCAUUCGCGCGUCCCUCGGCCACUGUAGAAUAGAAGAAAAAACGGAAAGACUACGAGAACAUUUGCCCGAUUAUCUCCGAGGAUACUUGUACUUCAGACACGACUUUCAUGUCGAUGCUGCGCUUGCGGUACUUUCUUAUUUUACAGGUGAUCAGGAGCUUGCCAAAUUUCUUCAGCAAGAAAUUGCAGAUGAAAAGAAAUCUGUUGUACCUGGGCUGCCAUCAAAGUUUGGUGACUUUACUGUCAAGACUAAUGAUGCUCAAAUGAUUCUCUACAGGAAGUUUAAUGAUGAGACCAUCACAAUUACACUGGACGUGAACCACAGUGUUGACACUGACUCAGAAGCUCAGGUCACAGAAGACAGUGGAGAGGCUGAGUUGAGAAGCAGGCCUUCGUUUGAAGUGGAUGUUGCUGUCGCUUCUCGUGUGCUCUCUUUCACUUGUUCAUUCAUGGAUGCUGGUGAAGUUGCUGAAACUGAUGAACAGAAUGCCAUACCAGAAGUGUUUGGCAUCAGUGAAGUGACGAUCUACGAUGGUGAAUGGACUGACGAAACUUAUUGUGUGUCGGGCGACAUUCUAGACCCUCAACUGUAUGACCACCUCAUGAACUACCUGGAGGAGCGCGGUGUGUCCGAGGAAUUUGUUGACAAGCUCAGCGGGCUCUGCAGUGAUUAUGAACACUCGCUCUAUGUCGGACUCCUCGAGAAACUACAGUCAUUCGUGCUCAAGAAAUAACUCCAUUUAACUCUGGGAUCUAUUGAGUAUUUGUGUUCAAGUGGCUAAAAAUUCGCAUUUUCUUUCUAAUUAAUCUGUAAAUUAGUCGUGUUAGAUUUACUGUAGGAAUUCUGCUAAGUUGAAGCCGUGUAAGAACUUGCGCCCAAUUUCCAGCUAUGCUCAAUGGCUAUGGUUUGUCCACAAGUUCAAUACAGCGUUAGCAUCAACUAGUCGCCAAUUUUGAAUUUAUAUAUUUCAUCGACUCAUUUGAUUGCGUCGUUGGAACAAUUUUGUAAAAAAAAAUUUGAGAAAUGUUAACAUGUAAAGUGUUAGAUGUUC